AUGGACCCAUACAAAAGGUUUAGAUACGAACAAGGGAUCGAUGCCAAAAUAGUUGUCAUGGGUAAUACAGGUGUUGGCAAGACCAGCCUGCUACAUCGGUACACUCAGAACAAGUUCGAUCCCAAGAAUACUACUUCUACGACUGGUGCUUUCUUUGUCACCAAGAAAGUGUAUGUUGACGGUCUCAAGGUCAGGCUCCAGCUGUGGGACACUGCAGGCCAGGAGAGGUUUCGAAGUAUGGCACCUAUGUAUUAUCGAGGAGCCAACGCGGCUCUUCUCUUGUAUGAUAUAACGAAUGCUUCUACGUUUGAUGAUGUCCGGGGUUGGCUUGAAGAAUUGAAGAAAAAUUGUCCGCCUGAGCUUAUCAUUUAUAUUGUGGGGUCGAAAGCAGACCUGCACAACCAUCGACAGGUCACCUCUGAUCUUGCCCGUCUAUCUCUACACACUUGGUUCCCCCCUCCACGACCCCCAACACCACCACCAGUCCCACCACCUCAGCAGUCAACAUUAUCAUACAUUCGCCCGAGGUUCACGUCAUUUACUAGUAUCCGCUCCGUUCCACUCAGUGCUCCCACAAAGUCUUCACCACCUAACAGUGCCUCUUAUCUCGAUCCAGCAGUAAGCCGUUCAUCGGCUUUGCAGCGCAGUAACACAGGACCGGGUCUCCCUCGGUCAAGGACGACUGGUGGGUCACGAUUCGGUUCACAUUUCGGGAUACAAACAGGGGUGUGGAACGAAGUCGUCGAAACAAGUAGUAAUAGCAAUAAUGAUGACGAAGAUAUUGAAGAAGAGGAACCAGAGGAGUGGGGUCUUCACAAGGGCAUGGAACUUUUUGAAGUUUCGGCUAAAGAUGAUCUAGGAAUACAAACUCUUUUUGACUCCCUGAUUUGCUCAAUUAUCGAGAGGAAGGACACUAUCGAGCGAGAGAACGAAUUAAAGAAACGAGAUAGCGUUUUCUUAUCAUCCGUCAGCACACCAACGUGGGCCGCACAAGCUGAAGAAGAAGAAGCGCGAGAGAAAGCACAUUCGCGGGGGGGAGGAUGGAGCUGCUGUUCAUCGUAA
Molecule: messenger RNA, 1062 nt
Organism: Serpula lacrymans var. lacrymans S7.9
Lineage: Eukaryota; Fungi; Basidiomycota; Agaricomycetes; Boletales; Serpulaceae
Exons: 6
Coding region: 1-1062 (353 amino acids)
Molecular function (GO): GTPase activity; GTP binding
Source: RefSeq, a predicted model, not a curated record